AUGUCUACUACUCUCCAACCAACAACAGAUAAAAUCUCAUCAACCACUUCCCCCACUUCCCACCCACAACACGACAAGGUCGUUAUCAACGAUUCCUCUACAACAUCCAACAAACCAUAUCAAGAUCUUCCAACAACAUGUGCAAGCUCACCACUCUCCGAUACGGGAACUGGUUCUGUUGAGGCUCAUCAACUCGCCCGUUCCGUGCAAACAUCAUCGUCCACUACAAAAUUAAACAAAAAUAUUGGCAACGACAAGGACCAAGAACAACGAUGCUCUUCUUCCGGUCAUGCCGCUGAUCAUGAUGGAAAGUCUUUGAGUAGCAGUGUUGAUGUUGUUGUUGGAAAACACUACUCAUGGUUUUGGAAAGUCCUGAAAUGGCCACCACAAUGUAUUACAAUAAUGAACGUAAUUUUGAUGUUAUUUAUUUUGCAGGGAUUGUUUGGAUUGUUUUCAUCGUUUAUUUUACUCUACACAACAGGAGAUAAUAUUGUCCAACGAUCAAUAGCAAAACAAAAACUGCAAAUGAAUCUAGUUAUGGAUUAUGAACUAAGUGACUUGAUCAAAACGACAUCUUUAGCAAUUAAUCAGGUUUUAUAUCAAGUUCCUGAUAUUAAUUUAAAUGAUAAUCAGAGUUGGGUCAAGCUCUUUGAUAACUUGAAAAAACUUUAUCAAUAUAAAUUACCGAUUCAAAUAUCAUAUUUUGGAAGAUUUGAUCAGAGCAUGAUUGGUCUAGAACUAACCUAUGUGAGAAUUUUUCACAAAGCUCAAAAAGCAGGUAAUUUCACUAGGCCUGUCACGGAUUAUCACGUGAUUAAUGAUAUUGAUAAUAUUUUAGCCCCAUCAAAUAUUAAGGCAAGCUAUUAUUCAAGUGUUGACAUGACUGCAAGACCUUGGUAUAAACCCUUUGUGAAUGCAACUAAUCCAAAGAUUUUGUGGAGUCCAUUUUUCUAUUCGGCCCUCUCACUCUAUCCGUCAAUCGCUGCCUGCAUACCCGUUUAUAUCAAUAACACAAUCUCGAGUUUAACUGCCAAUUACUCCAAUGCUCCUAUCUAUUCGAGCUAUGCUGCUCCCAGGAUACCCAGCAAUUUAUUUGGAGUAAUUGGAAUUCAGAUUAAUGUUAAAAACAUCUCUGACAUUUUAAGUGAAUCAGCCCUUCGAGCUGGAAUCGCUGCUUCAUUUAUCAUUAAUUCACAGGGACAAAUGGUUGCUGCUACCAAGUUUUUAGGAUAUCCUGCAUUACAGAAUGACUCAGACAGUAUUAUGAACAAACUUGUAAACGAAACCGUUUCUAGAGGAUUUCUGCAACAAAUUUCAGCUUGGAAAAACGCCCCAAAUAAUCAGCAGCUACGGGGUUUAGCAAUCAAAGAGGCAGGAAGUUUUACUUUUCAAACAGGAAAAACCCCUACAUUAGAUGUUGUGUUAUUCACAAUUACGGAUCAAUAUGGGCUUAAUUGGGGCUCUGUCAUUGCAGUGCCACAACGAGUGUUCGUUGAGGAAGUGUUUCAAAGUAGUAUUUCGUCCGUUGUGAUAUUUGCAGUUGUGUUAUUCCUUGGUUUAAUUAUCAUAAUUUCAGUAGUUCAAUGUAUUCAACUCGGGUUGAGAGGAAUCAAGCGUCAACUGAAGGAGUUGGUGUCUGGGAAUUUUAGUUUGGUCAGUCUCGACAAAAAAAUUCCAAUGGGUUUUAGUUUACUAUAUGACAUUCGUCAAAUGCAACAAAGUUUGAACACCAUGCGGGCAGGGUUAUCUAUUUUCUCUAAAUAUGUUCCAGAUAUUAUCGCCAAGAAGUUCGUAGGAGAAACAACGCUUUCAAGAAACAUGUCUAUACUUGUCAUGGACAUUCAUAGUUUUACUCUUCUAGCAGAAAAAACAGACAGAGUGAGCUUUAUUUCACUGAGUACAGACCUUUUCUCGGAAAUAUACGAAAUCAUUGAAAACAACAAGGGUUCGAUUGACAAAUACGUUGGCAAUCGAGUUGUAGCAUUAUGGAACGGCCCUAAUACUUGUGUGCAAGAUCAUGAGACACUGGCAUGCAACGCAGCAGUUCAAAUUGUACAUUGUCUCAACAGGUUAAAUUCUAGGUGGAGAAAAUUUAAUUUUCCAAGUAUUCGUUUUGGUCUGUCUGUAAAUAGUGGUGGAAAAAUUCUGGCUGGAAAUAUUGGAGGUAGCUCUCGAAUUAACAUUACUGUUGUUGGAGAUGAUGCCAACGUUGCUUCUGGCUUAGCAAAGUUGAACAACAAAUUUGGUACACAAAUUCUAAUUGGGCACAACACUUUUGAAAAGGUUAAAGAUCAAAUGGUUUGCUAUUUUGUCGACCACGUAGCACUUGAAGGAAAGAAACAACCAACUCGAAUUUAUAGCGUGGAAUCAACUAUUAAGGAUGCCACUGAAAAUCAACUCAAGCUUCGACAAGCUUCUAAGGAAAUUGAACAGUGCUUUUUCACACGUGAUUUUUUACAAAUCUCUGAAAUUUGUAGUACGCUAGAAAAACAUGGUCAUGUGACGCCAAUACUUGAACAUUGGAAGGCAAAAGCAUCUCUACUCCUCAAUACCAGCCCUCUCACAGACAUGGACUCUGUGUUACAUCAAGCUAGCGCUCAGCAAUAA
Messenger RNA from Naegleria lovaniensis, 2607 nucleotides. RefSeq lists its product as uncharacterized. The record is from RefSeq and is a predicted model, not a curated record. Bases 1 to 2607 code for a protein of 868 amino acids. Gene Ontology annotation, biological process: intracellular signal transduction; cyclic nucleotide biosynthetic process. Lineage: Eukaryota; Heterolobosea; Eutetramitea; Acrasida; Naegleriidae. The transcript is spliced from 3 exons.